Messenger RNA from Panicum virgatum (switchgrass), 4012 nucleotides. RefSeq lists its product as uncharacterized. The transcript is spliced from 4 exons. Lineage: Eukaryota; Viridiplantae; Streptophyta; Magnoliopsida; Poales; Poaceae. The record is from RefSeq and is a predicted model, not a curated record. Bases 403 to 3618 code for a protein of 1071 amino acids.
GCCCUAGAGCAAAAAUCCCCGCAAAUUCCCCUCCCCGAAACCUCCUCCACCGAGCCACUCCUCCACCCUCCGCCGCCCACCGCUGCGAGCCUGCGGCGAGGGACGGCACGCCGGAGCGCCGGUACGAUCGACCGACCUCGACGGCCUGCUACUGGUGACACUGCAUAACAAUUAUUUCUUCCAGAGAAAAAAAUGGAGCCAUGAAUCAUAAACAGUUCACAGGGAUGGCAUGGUGUUGCUGUGGGGUUUCAUGUGCACACCAGAUCUUGCCCAUCGACACCUACUAUCUCGUGCAAUUCUUUGAUGACAGCCAACUGCAGAAGCCACAUAUCUACUUUCCCAAGAAAGUUGAUACGCGUAGAGGAUAAAGAAUAGUGCUCCACUCUAAAGCGACACUAGAAUAUGAUCGAAUGCAAUAGAGAAGAGGCCGUAAGGGCCAGGGAAAUUGCUGUAAAGAUGAUGGAAAAUAAAGAUUUUGUUGGUGCAGAGAAGAUUGUACUUAAAGCUCAAAAGCUUUUUCCAGAGCUUGAAAAUGCAUCUCAGCUGUUAACCAUCUGCAGUGUGCACUGCGCAUCAGAGUUAAGGGUGAACGGAGAGAUAGAUUUCUAUGGAAUCCUUCGAGUGGAGGAAGGAGCGGAUGAAGCCUUGAUAAGAAAGCAGUACCGCAAGCUUGCAUUUUCACUCCAUCCUGAUAAAAAUUGUUUCGUGGGUGCUGAAGCAGCUUUCAAGUUGGUUGCUGAAGCUCAUUCUGUACUAUGUGAUCCCACAAAACGAUCUCAGUAUGAUCUGAAAAGGAAGAAUGGAUUUAGAAAUGUGCCAAAGCCAGCUAAACAGCAGUCAUCAAAGAAGACUGAAUCAAAUAAACGGAGCAGGCCUGGACCUGGCGAAGCAUUUUGGACCAUAUGCCCACAUUGUCAGAUGCGAUUCCAGUACCUCAUCAACAUCUUGAACACCAUGGUCCUCUGUAUGAGCUGCAGAAGGAAUUUUUUUGCAUACAAUCUGUAUGAGCAGCCCAUACCCACUUCAUCAAGUGUACCCAAUGGCUCCCAUGUUCCUGCAAACAUGUUUCCUAAACAGCAUGAUAGUCAUGGUCAACAAGGUCACCCUGUGAAGCCUUCAUGUGCAGGUAGAGACACCAAUGUGAAGCCAAAUGGUUCCCAAGACCCUUCAUGCAUGUUUCCAAAUCAACAGCGUGGAGUUCCCUGUCAAAACGCUCAUCCUGUGAAGCCUUCUGCUGGUGGAGACACAGAUGUGAACCUGAGGAUGAAUGUGUCCCAGUACCAACAUGAUGAACACAUGGAAGGGUAUAGCAAGCCAGGUUGUCAUAAGAAGGCUAAUCAACCGGAUAUAUCAAGGGGGCAAUUUCAAUAUUCAACACUGAAACAAGAUAAAUAUUCUGUCCUAUCUGAAAAUGGGAAUACACAGGGAAGGUCAAUGCCAGAUUCUGCUGAUCCAAACAUUGUCAACAAACAAAAGUCGGUUAGAGAAGGUGCAUCAGCGGAGCCAGAUGCCACGAAUGUGCCUUGUUCUGCAAAACUUUCUUCUGUAGGUGGAAAAACAGAUGGGAAUCCAAGGAUAAAUGUGGCUGGCAGAAGAUCAAUGCCAGAUUCUGUUGAUCCAAACAUCACUGACAGAAGGAACUUGGAUAAAGAAGAUGCAUCUACAGUACCUAGUGCUGCAGGAUCCUCUGGUACCCGAAGGUCAGGUAGGAGGAAGCAAGAUGCUGAUGGAAAUAUUUUCCUGAACAUAGAUACCAAAAAGAGGCAGAGGAAGAAUGAUUUGCCAUGUAAUGUUGGGCCAUCAGAUCCACCUCAUGUCUCCAGCAAUGUUGGCAUCCAAGAGACGGAAAAAGCUACGGAUACAGGUGAUCAGGGAAAUUUCAAGGAAGCAGCUCCUGAAACUGAUAUAAAUGAUCAACAGAAUAUCAAGGAUGAAGCUCCUGAAACUGCGGACCGAAAGAAACCUUCCUAUUCUGAGUUGGUAACCUUUCCUGAUCCAGAUAUCUUCAAUUUUGAGCAGUUCAGGGAUAUCAAUCUGUUUGCAGUUGGUCAGAUAUGGGCCUUUUAUGAUAAUCUUGAUGGCAUGCCAAGGUAUUAUGCUCGAAUAAAGAAAUUUGAUGCCUCCAACUUCAAAGUGCAUUUGACUUGGCUGGAGUACGAUGCGAUGGAUGAAGCUGAAGAGAAUUGGACCAGUGAAGAACUGCCUACUGCCUGUGGAAACUUUUGCCUUGGGAAAGGAAGUGAUGUAACGCAUGACAGGUCCAUGUUUUCUCACAUUGCUACAUGGACGAAAGGUAAAAAAAGGAAUUCAUAUGUCAUAUAUCCUAAUAAGGGUGAGGUGUGGGCUCUUUACAAGGGCUGGAGCAUGGAAUGGAGCUCUGAUGCAGAUAACCAUAGAUCAUAUGAGUACGAGGUUGUGGAAAUCCUAUCAAAUAUGUCAGUCAGUGAUGGUGCCACUGUUAUCCCACUGGUCAGGAUCAAGGGAUUUGUCAGUUUAUUUGCGACAGCUAAGGAUAAAUCUUCGUUUGUGAUACCAUCGAGUGAGCUUCUCAGAUUUUCUCAUAGCAUACCCUUUUAUCGGACAAAAGGAAAUGAAAACGUUGGUGUCCCAGGAGGAUUUCUGGAACUUGACAAUGCAUGUCUCCCUGCUGACCUGGAUGCGGCAUUUUCUUCUGUUACUCUUGACUCUUACAUGUCUCCUGGCAAGAAAGAAAGCAGCACAUUUGUUGAUAUGACCACUGACAAUACAAGCCAUAGAACGGAUCCUGGAGAUGAGCAAAUUGCUCAGGAGAAUCACUCUGAAGCACAUGGUUGCCACCCGAUGUCUACAGAUAAUCAUAAAGAUAUGUCUCCUGAACAAAAUACAACCUCCAAGAAAACUGCCGGUGAUGCCAAUAAAUUUGGUGAUUUCUCUCUGCAAAACAACAUUUCCCCCACCGUAUAUACAUAUCCUGAUUCAGAUUUCCACAGCUUUGAAGAAGGUCGCUCCUGUGAGAAGUUUGCACGCGGACAAAUAUGGGCCUUGUUCAGUGAUGCUGAUAAAUUCCCCAAGUUUUAUGCCUGGGUAAGAAAAGUUGAGCAAGAACCUUUCAGGGUGUCAUUGGUCUGGCUUGAGGCCUGCCCUGAACAUGAGCAGGAGAGGCAGUGGUUGGAGCAGGACAUACCCAUCAGCUGCGGCACAUUCAGGGUUCGAACCUGGAGAGCAACAUACAACACAAACGAAACCUUCUCUCAUCAAGUAUGCGCCAGAGAUACCAGCAGGAAGUGUGAGGUCACAAUCCUCCCGGAAUUAGGUGACAUCUGGGCUGUCUACAUGAACUGGGCGUCUGAUUGGGUUCCAUCCAGUGCUGGGGCUUGUGAUCUCGCGAUCUGCAAGGUCAUCGAGCGCACUGAAGCCAACACACAGCUCAUCUUCCUGACCCUGGUCAGCGGGUACCGAUCCGUGUUCAGAUACGACAUGCAAAAAGGCAUCCUGGAGGUACCUGCCAGGGAGAGGCUGAGGUUCUCCCACCAGAUUCCCGCGAUCUGCCUGACAGAAGAGCAAGGCGGCAAGCUCCGGGGCUUCUACGAGCUCGACCCUGCCUCUGUCCCUGACUCCUUCCUGUACAGGGACACCUGACGGACAACGACGACCACUACUAUCUGCAAAUGUUGCAGAGAACUCUGAAGUAGUUUAACCCAAGCAAGACCCGCAUUAGAAUUAUUUUGUCUCAAGAGUUCGGCUGCCAAUUAAUUGGAUGUAUAUAUGCUCGGUAGCUUAGCCUUACCAAAACACGGAUAUGUUUUAUGGAGAGGUCUGGUUCUCUUGUAGGGUGGGAUCUGGUAGCAAGAGCAAACCAUCUGUGUGCUGGUGCUUGUUAGUGCCACCAGGUCUGGUCACCUGUGGUGGUGGGUAAUCACAUUGUGCUGCGAUCGGUGAAAGUAACGCUGAUUCGCCAGGCUGCUCACAUGACAUGUUCAAGGGUUAAAAACUAAUUAUUAUGAUGCUAGCGUGGAACUUAUAUUUCUUUCUA